This is a messenger RNA of Iphiclides podalirius (scarce swallowtail), 549 nucleotides long. The record is from the annotation of a GenBank genome assembly. Lineage: Eukaryota; Metazoa; Arthropoda; Insecta; Lepidoptera; Papilionidae.
AUGGGAACGGCGAAGAGACUAAAGAUAACAGUGGUUGGUGAUGGUAUGGUUGGCAAAACUUGCUUACUAUACGUGUAUACUAGAAAUGAAUUUCCGGAGGAAUAUGUACCUACAGUGUUUGACAAUUAUGUGGGUCAUAUCACCGUCGAUGAUGUGGAGGUGGAGAUGGCGCUCUGGGAUACGGCUGGACAAGAGGACUAUGAGAGACUCAGACCAUUGUCCUACAAUAACACUAAUUGCUUCUUAGUCUGCUACUCGGUUGGGAGCCGGUCUUCAUACGAAAACGUGGUCCACAAAUGGUAUCCUGAAUUGAAACACUUUAGUGCUUCUGUUCCCAUCGUCUUAGUGGCCACCAAAAUAGACCUGAGGUCAUCAGGCAAGGCGGUUAUUACCACUCAAGAGGGGAAGAAAUUAAAGAGGAAAAUACGAGCUGCCCAACUUGUGGAAUGCUCCGCAUUAGAACGUGUCAACAUGAACGAAGUGUUCGAGGAAGCUGUUCGGGCAGCUCUACGCAAAAAACCAGUCCAAAAACGCACGUGUCAAUAUAUU